GCUGACACCCAGAUGCAGCACCCAGGCAGGGUCUCCUUCGAGUUCAUCGAUAAGAUUCGGUUGAGUGACUCCGUCUGCUACGUGAAAGCUGCUUUUCCUCUGCUGGGGAAGAUCCUGGAGCGAACGGAAUUCAAGGAGAACUCAUCCAAUGCCAAGAAGAUGCAGACGGUGCGCAGGAUGUACAGCCGCAUCGACGAGAACGUCGACCCCUGCAUCCGGGAGGAGGAUGAUGAGGAGAGAAAGCUCUCACAAAUGUGCUUUGAGGAGUUCACCACCUCCCCUUACGAGAUGCUGGUGCUGGUGAAGCAAUUCUUCCAGGACAUCAACCAGCUGCUGCAGAACCAGGAGACCUUCGAGAAGGAUUGCAGCCAGGUCUACCGCAAGACCUGCUUGGGACCCAGGAAGGCUGAAUCCUCACCAGGUGUGGGGACAGAUCCUGACUGCAAUUGCCUGUCCCCU
This is a messenger RNA of Antrostomus carolinensis (chuck-will's-widow), 459 nucleotides long. RefSeq names its product colony stimulating factor 1 (gene CSF1). Gene Ontology annotation, cellular component: membrane. The record is from RefSeq and is a predicted model, not a curated record. Gene Ontology annotation, molecular function: growth factor activity; cytokine activity. The annotation marks the transcript as partial. NCBI's taxonomy places the organism in Eukaryota, Metazoa, Chordata, Aves, Caprimulgiformes, Caprimulgidae. The transcript has 4 exons. Gene Ontology annotation, biological process: positive regulation of macrophage differentiation; osteoclast differentiation.